Gadus chalcogrammus (walleye pollock) is the source of this 2706-nucleotide messenger RNA. It is a transcript of the gene id4, whose product is annotated as inhibitor of DNA binding 4. Bases 355 to 816 code for a protein of 153 amino acids. The transcript is spliced from 3 exons. Gene Ontology annotation, molecular function: protein dimerization activity; transcription regulator activity. Gene Ontology annotation, biological process: circadian regulation of gene expression; negative regulation of transcription by RNA polymerase II; cell differentiation. Gene Ontology annotation, cellular component: cytoplasm; nucleus. The record is from RefSeq and is a predicted model, not a curated record. Lineage: Eukaryota; Metazoa; Chordata; Actinopteri; Gadiformes; Gadidae.
GGGAGGUCUGCUCGUGCUACUCACGCCGUGGCUGCUGAAGUCAGUCCGCUCAGUGCUUUCCCAGAGACAUGUUAAGAGAAUUAGUAUAGCCCUCAUCUAACGCUGUCGUAGACCUGCUUACCUUCGAGUUAAGCUUUUUAAAAAUCCACCAGUGUCAUCGCCACAUCCCACCUUGAACCUCUCCUUUAGAGACCUGUUUUUCUAUUAUUAUUAUUAUUAUUAUUAUUAUUAUUAUCACCAACAGUUGUUAGGCUAUCCUAUUUUUUUUUUCUAUUUCCUCUCGGUAUCCGUAACUCACUGAAUCUUUCGCUCGGUUUGUUGUGUUUUUAUCGUACAACCAAAAAAAGAGAAGAAAUGAAGGCGAUUGCUCCCGUCCGCCCUCAGAAGGACUCCGGCUCCUCGGGUAACAACAGCAGCAGCAGUGCAAACAGCAGCAGCAGCAGCGAUCUUUCGUUGCACUGUCUGUCGGACCACAGCCUGCACAUUGCGCGCUGCAGGAUGGAGGAGGAGGACCUGUACAACGGCGUGCCGUACGGCGACAUGAACGACUGCUACAGCCGCCUGAAGCGCCUCGUGCCCACGAUACCGCAGGAUAAGAAAGUCAGCAAAGUGGAGAUCCUUCAGCACGUCAUAGACUACAUCUUGGACCUGCAGCUCGCUCUCGAGACGCACCCUUCCCUCAGCAAACAGCCUCAGCAGCAGCAGCGGACCUCCGGAGCAAACAACCCCACCCGGACACCGCUGACGGUGCUCAACAUUGACCACCAGAGGACGUCAAUAGUUAAAAAGCCGGAGGACUCAAUUUUAUGCCGUUGAGGUGGAAAUACUGCAACGGUGCGCUGCAGGGCCGCCCCAGCCGCUCCUCCGCCAGGGACUCUCUCACACUGGAGGCACGGGGAUCACCAGGGGGAUUUUUCAAAACCACUGGAAGAAAUAUGAAAAAAUGUAAUUAAAACGCUAUUUAUAGAACUUUUUUUUUAUGUGUGCCGAAGCACUCCCUGUUUUAUUUGGCAUAACUCGUUUUUUGUUUCUUGUAACCGGAUUUAAUCAAACUAAAAUAAACCAAGUUGAGACACGGAGUCCCUCGCAGCUUGGACGGCGAACUGCAGGCAACAGCUUAUGGAGAACUGUGUGAAGUGUGCGUUCAAAUAGCUUACAGAAGUCCAGUUUAAAGCUUUACUAAAACGGUGAACAUUGUUAAUGUUUCGGGCAUCUAUUGUUUAAAAUAGGUGAUUUGUGUUGAAAAGGGUUUUCCCUGGGAUCUGAAAUUGUUUAAUAUUGUAAAGAAUACAAACAAUUCAAGUCAAGGCAAUUUAGAUUGUACAUAUAGACCAACAAAUGUUCUAUAAAUGUAUGUGAAAGGAAAUACUUAUAUGCUUCAAAUAGACUAUUGUAAUUAAGAUAUUUUUAUCAAUUGUUUUUUUGUUUUGUUUUGUUAUAAUGUAAAUAUUGUGUUACCCCGUUAAUAUCAUCGUCCUAAUAUUAGUUCACCCUUUGCAGUGUGUGGAGAAGUUUAACACGUAGCAUGUCCGGCUAAUUGCAAAGACGUCUGCACUGAAACAUCCAUUUUGUGUAAAUAUAUCCUCUGGAGUUCAGCCUCACAUGUCCCUCAUUUGUGGUCUUUGCUCCUUCAAGCUCAGCUUUCUCUCUGAAUGUUUUUUUUGUUUUGUUUUCAUUUCUGACAUUUCUUGAAACAUUCAGCCUAAAGAGCCGGGCCCCGGGUUGUAUCUUAAGGGGCCCGGUUGGAUUCUGUUACGUUUCAACGUUGUGUAACAAAAAGUACACUGCAGCCGCUGCAUUUCUGACCAAGUUUACAAAUAAAAGAAAAAACACAUCUUGAAAUAAAUGUAGUCAUGAUUAUGUUCCGCCUUCAUUCUUCAAUAACGGCUCUCAGGUUCCUAAUCAGAAAUUGGUUAUGAAUUAUGAGUGAAGCUGGGAUCGAUAACUAACAAUUAGGCUCUGUUUGGAUAAUGCUGUUUUUUGUUUUUAAUAUGCAAGGCCAUUUUCAACCAAAACAGCAGCCAUUGUUUCUAUCAGAAAUAAAAUGUUUUAUUUUUUUUAAGAUUUGAACACGAGUGGCACCUCAAGGUUCUCAGGGGUCAGAGGCCUGGACUUGACCUUUGAGAGAACUCCUCAAGAGUGUUUGAAGUACUCCAGGUGGAGUCUCUCAGCCCAAGCCUUGUGCUCCUCUCUCUAAGGCUGACGUGGUGUUCUUUGGUUUAGUGCGGACGGAGUCAGCCAAAACGUAGGUUAGCCGGUCUAAAGUUAAAACAUAGUCGGACGCCCUGGUGUCCUUGUGGGUUUUGUUUUAAUUUGUUUUUGCUGAGCUCCGCUCUGAAUCACCUCGUGUGUUUACAUUCAAAGCUGUCCUCUGGUACUGAGCAGGGCCCCUCUUCAUAAAGAAACAUCAUUAUGGAUUUUAGAAAUUAAAAUCUAAAAUAUUCUAUUGUAUGUGAUUUAAAGGGCGAUGGUAGCCGGCAUAUUUGUAAAACUACCUUUUAUUUAAAAAAAUAUUAUGAAUGAAUUAUUUUGAAUCAAUCAAUUGUUUUCUUCAAUUUUGGCAGAUGCAUUAAGCAUGCAUGCAUUUCUGCCUCAGAGUAACACUGAUUGAAUUGCUAUGCAUUAAACAUUUUAUCAGUAAUAGUUGUAUACCUAGCAGGAAUAUAUAAUGUUGAUUAAUUACUAAAGCUGAUCGAUCAAUUCACA